UAAGCGCACGUGAAUUAUUCCCUUGAAUGCCGGCAACUGUUGCUGUUGUUGCAAAGCAAUUUAUUGCGAAAAUUAUUUAAAUAAAGUUUCAUUAAUAAUAUUGUUUUAAAUAAUGGAAACUGAAACAGAGAAACCACAGGAAAUUAAUAUACCAGAUGAAAACCCGAGUGAAGAAGCGCAUAAAGACACAGAAGCGCAAAGCUUUGAUGAGUUUUCGUACUUGCAACGCAAUGAAUUCACCUCAGAAAUCUAUAAGAUUGAAGUCAGAAAUUUGGGUUAUUUCGGCAUUGGAGAAUUCAAAAAGUUGAUUAAGACGAAAUUGCAGUUGGACAUGACAAAAAUAAAAUCGCCCAAAAGAAAAGAUUUUGCUUUUGUUUGCUUCCGCAGUGAAGAGCAACAAAAACGUGCCAUUGAAUUGCUUAACGGCUACAGGUGGAAAGGUAAAGAGCUACAAGCAAUCAUAGCCAAAGCAUCUGCAGAUCCUUUGAUGAAACGCCGUAAUAUGGAACAAAAAGAUGGCAACAUCAAACGUGUACGCACAUCAGCAGAUGCAAUUUGUCCAUUAGCUUCAUUAACCUAUGAGGAACAGCUGAAGCAUAAACAUAAUGAAAUGGAUGAGCUAUUACAGAAGUUUCUUAAUAAACUAAAAUACACAAAUUCUCAAUUUAGACAGCAUUCCGAAGCAUUUGAAUUUAAAGGCGUACAGCCUUCGCCACAAACCACUGGCUAUCGUAAUAAAAAUGAGUUCACUGUUGGCAAAAAUGCUGAUGGUGAAAUUGUUGUUGGUUUUCGUUUGGGUAGUUACGCUGAUGGCUCCACUGAAGUGUCAGAAGUGCACAAUUUGCCGCACAUACCAGAAACUGCAAAGUGGGCGGCAAAUAGUUUUCAAGAUUUUGUUAGGAAAUCAAAAUUUUUGCCAUUUAAACCAGAAACAAAUUCAGGACACUUCCGACAAGUUAUGGUGCGCACUUCAACUAAAACGGAUGAAAUUAUGAUUGUGCCAGGACUGUAUACGUCAAACUUAACGGAAGAGGAGUUAAAUGAACUGAAAAUGGAACUUAAAAAUUUCUAUGAGAGUGCACAGAAUGAAAAGGGUUACAAAUGUACUUCACUUUAUUAUCAAGAUGUCAAACAUAGACAGGCUGGACAAUAUGUGUCACCUGUUGAAUAUAUUUCAGGCACUAAAUUCAUAACAGAUGAAAUACAUAACUUAAAAUUUCAAAUAAGUCCUUUGGCAUUCUUUCAAAUUAAUACCGAAGGUGCUAAUGUUUUAUAUCAGCAAGCGAUAGAUUUAGCGGCACCAACCCCACAAACAACUGUUCUGGAUAUUUGUUGUGGUACGGGUACCAUAGCUUUGGCAUUUGCAAAACAUUGUAAGCAAGUUUUGGGAGUUGAAAUUAUUGAAGAUGCUAUACGCGAUGCAGAAACGAAUGCCAAAAAUAAUGGCAUUGGAAACUGUAAAUUUUAUGUGGGAAAUGCUGAUGACUAUAUACAGUCUAUGGUGCGAGAGGUCGUUUAUGGUAAUGCGCCCGGUGAUAAAUUGGAUCUUGUAGCCGUAGUUGAUCCACCUAGAGCUGGUUUACAUAAUCGUUCUAUUGCUGCCCUCAGAGCCGCAUCGACUAUAAACCGCAUUGUGUACAUAUCUUGUAACCCCAUGCACGCUCAAAAGAACUGGAUUGAACUUGGUCGACCGCAGUCGAAACAAUAUAAAAGCAAUCCAUUCUUCCCUAAAACUGCAAUAGCUGUUGAUAUGUUCCCCCACACUACACACACUGAAUUAAUCAUACUUUUCGAAAGAGUAAAAGGUGAAGAGGUAACAGAGAGUAAAAGUGAAAUUGAUAGUUCUGAAAAAACUGAAAAUAAACAAACUGAGAGUGUUGAUGCAGCAGUUUCCGAUGUCUCCAAUGCAGCCCCAACAACCAUAAAUAUUGAUAAAGCAGAUGCUAUUGAAGAUACCGCAGUUUCCAAUGUCUCCAAUGCGGCCCCAUCAACCAUAAAUAUUGAUAAAGCGGAUGCUAUUGAAAAUACAGUAGAAGAGAAUAAAGUUGAAGAAAAAUCUAUGUUAGUUGAAUGAGUUUGUCACAAAUAUUUGGAAAUGUUACGUAUUUAGAUCCAUAUUUUAUACUCUUUUUUUUUGUUUUUAUUUUAAAUACUUGUGAAUUUUU
Teleopsis dalmanni is the source of this 2165-nucleotide messenger RNA. Its product is annotated as tRNA (uracil-5-)-methyltransferase homolog A. NCBI's taxonomy places the organism in Eukaryota, Metazoa, Arthropoda, Insecta, Diptera, Diopsidae. The transcript has 4 exons. Gene Ontology annotation, biological process: RNA processing. Bases 113 to 2074 code for a protein of 653 amino acids. The record is from RefSeq and is a predicted model, not a curated record. Gene Ontology annotation, molecular function: RNA methyltransferase activity; RNA binding.